Messenger RNA from Homarus americanus (American lobster), 1044 nucleotides. RefSeq lists its product as uncharacterized. The coding region runs from base 159 to 824 and encodes 221 amino acids. The transcript is spliced from 2 exons. Lineage: Eukaryota; Metazoa; Arthropoda; Malacostraca; Decapoda; Nephropidae. The record is from RefSeq and is a predicted model, not a curated record.
AUAACGUAACUACUACACUCUGUUACGUUUAGGGAAGGACAACACAUAUAUAAGAGCGGUGCCAAGGUUUUUCUCACUAGUAACCUACUCAGACUGCACCCAGAGCGGAUCUCCCGCUUCUAGUGUACUGUGACUCGCUAGAUUAACCCCGCUGCAGCAUGAGGUACACAUUCAUAGAGAACCUGGGUGUUGGUGUAGUGCCCCAAGACGACUCGGCACGCGCUAAAACUUACAAACGGUGCACCAUCGCCUGUGUGGUCAUCAUAAUAGUGCUGAUGUUGGCCAACGUGAUCCUACUGUAUACUGUGUAUGGUGACCGUGGCUCUCUCACGUGUUCACCUCCAAUAAGGGCAGACGUCAGUACUCUUCUGAACGACACUGAACACGGUAAGAAAUAUGAAACGACAUCGGUGUAUAAUGUGACGGAAUUUAGUGCCACAGUGAACAAUGCCACUACACCUGGGUCAAGUCAUAUAGGGAACAGCGCCACUACAUCUGGGAUGGAUUGGGAGAAGCAGAAAAUCGAACAGGAGCUGAAGGAACUACGUGAAGUGGGAUGCCAGCCGACGCAACAGGUCAUGCACUUGUCGACCUUACUCACUCCUGACGACAACUUGGCGGACAAGAGAACACUAAAACCCGAGUGGGUGGUAGUGAGGCGUUGUCUAUCUACCUUCAGCUACUGCCCUGGUCCUCGACGCUGCCGCCCUGCUCCAGGAACUGAACGUAAUAAGACGAUCGUCGUGUACGCCCAAGAUGAAGACGGGUCGUUUGGAUACCACCAACGAAAGGUCGUCGAGCACACUAGUUGCAGCUGCCAGUGACUUUUGUGUUUAUAGCUUCCUGUGAUGGCAGUGAAGCAGUGUGUGUACAUAUCUCUGUACUUCCCUACGGAAGCCAGAUAGUUUCAUGUGUACAUAUAUCAUUAUUUAUUAGUAAUCUCAAACUAAUAUUGUUAACGUGUGAGAAUCUCCCAUCUUCAGGGAGCAGAGAACAUUAUGACAACAUUGUACAUACAUCAUCUUCAUUAAAAAGUGAAAAAUG